CCCGCCUCGAAAUAAAUCGUCUCCAAGUUCCGUUUCAAAGGCCUUUGCUUUUUUGGCUUUAUUAUCUUCUUUUUUCCUUUUUCUUCAUUUUCUUGUUCCUUUCGUCCUUCAGCUGUUGUUGUUGUUGUUGUUGUUGCUGCUGCUGCUGCUGCUGCUGUUGUCAUCGUUCGUUGAUGUUGCUGCUGUUGGUUCAUUCAGGAAAUAAUAAUAAUAAGAAGAAGCGCUCGCUUUCCCUCGUCUCUCGUUUCCUGCUUCCCCAUCGUUGGUGGUGGUUGUUCCUGGGCUCGAUCAUCGCCCGACUCCUCGUCUAUCUCCCUGGCUUAACUAGUUAACCUCUUCCACCGCCAGCUAGCUUGCCUGCCUGGCUUCGUUCGUCCCCCCUAAAAAAAAAAAAAAAAGAAAGAAAGACAUCUUCGUCGUCUUAACUCUUCUCCUCUUCUCCUCUUCUCAUUCUUGUUCUCUCCACCCAGCCAAACACUCAUAACCCCCUUGCCUGUCUGCAUCGCCCACCAGCCUCUCGUUUUGACUGUGUGACCGCAGCUGCCUCAUCAUGGCCUAUCCAGGCUCGAACUCCCCAGGGGGUUAUGGCGAAGGCCAUCGGCUACAUGACCUCCCCCCGUCUGGCAAUCAAUAUAAUCUCCCCGCUGAACACGAUGCCUCACAAUCGCUUCUCCACCAAAACCAAGGCCCAUUCAGCGGUCCCUUUGACGACCCCCAUCAUCAGCACGGUGGCUCUCCUGUCCGACCUCCCUCGAGAUAUAGCCUCACAGAAUCUUACGUAACCGACCAUCCCCAGUCCCAAGAUCAAUACGGCGGCCACAUGGAAAACCCAGCUGCGGGCUUCGGUGUCCCUGGCCGCGUUCCAUCCCCCUAUACUCGGAGCGAAACUUCCUCCACCGAGGCCUGGCGUCAACGACAGGCUCCUGGUAACCUGCGCCGUUAUGCCACCAGGAAAGUUAAGCUGGUUCAAGGCUCCGUGCUCAGUGUCGAUUAUCCCGUCCCCAGUGCUAUUCAGAAUGCUGUGCAGGCUAAAUACCGAAAUGACCUUGAGGGUGGUAGCGAGGAAUUUACCCAUAUGCGAUACACCGCUGCUACGUGUGAUCCCAAUGAGUUCACCCUACACAAUGGCUACAAUCUGCGCCCGGCAAUGUAUAACCGCCAUACCGAGCUGCUGAUCGCUAUUACCUACUACAACGAAGAUAAGAUGCUUACUUCGCGCACCCUGCACGGUGUGAUGCAAAAUAUCCGUGACAUCGUCAAUCUUAAGAAGUCUGAAUUCUGGAACAAGGGAGGACCUGCUUGGCAAAAAAUCGUUGUUUGUCUGGUCUUCGACGGAAUUGACCCAUGCGACAAAGAUACCCUCGAUGUGCUCGCCACCAUUGGAGUCUACCAGGACGGCGUGAUGAAGAAAGAUGUUGAUGGAAAGGAAACCAUCGCUCAUAUUUUUGAAUAUACUACCCAACUAUCCGUCACCGCAAACCAACAACUGAUUCGACCACACGAUGACGGCCCAUCGACGCUUCCCCCCGUGCAGAUGAUGUUCUGUCUAAAGCAGAAAAACAGCAAGAAAAUCAACUCUCACAGAUGGCUGUUCAAUGCUUUUGGCCGAAUCCUCAACCCGGAAAUCUGUAUCCUGCUCGACGCAGGUACCAAACCCGGCCCUAAAUCCUUACUUGCACUUUGGGAAGCUUUUUACAACGACAAAGAUCUUGGUGGGUCCUGCGGUGAGAUCCACGCUAUGUUGGGUAAGGGCUGGAAGAACCUCAUCAACCCCCUCGUCGCAGCGCAGAACUUCGAAUACAAAAUCAGUAACAUCCUGGAUAAACCGCUGGAAUCCUCUUUCGGAUACGUCAGCGUGUUGCCCGGUGCCUUCUCCGCUUACCGCUUCCGUGCAAUCAUGGGUAGACCGCUCGAACAGUACUUCCACGGUGACCAUACUCUUUCCAAACAACUUGGCCCCAAAGGUAUCGAGGGCAUGAAUAUUUUCAAGAAGAACAUGUUCUUGGCCGAGGAUCGGAUUCUGUGUUUCGAACUUGUAGCCAAAGCCGGGUCUAAAUGGCAUUUGUCCUACGUCAAAUCGUCCAAGGGGGAGACUGACGUGCCUGAGGGAGCUGCGGAAUUCAUCGGUCAGCGUCGUCGGUGGCUCAACGGCUCGUUCGCGGCGAGUAUCUACUCGCUCAUGCACUUUGGCAGAAUGUAUAAGAGCGGCCACAAUCUCCUGCGCAUGUUCUUCUUCCAUAUUCAGAUGAUUUAUAAUACGUGUACGGUUUUCAUGUCUUGGUUUGCGCUUGCUUCCUACUGGCUCACAACUUCCGUUAUCAUGGACCUCGUUGGCAGUCCUCCCGCUCCAGAAUCUGGGAACCAGCAGAGAGCAUUCCCAUUCGGCAACACGGCUACUCCAAUUGUAAACACGAUUCUGAAAUACUUGUAUCUGGCCUUCCUACUCUUACAGUUUAUUUUGUCGUUGGGUAACCGGCCUAAAGGAUCCAAACACUCGUACAUCACCUCCUUCGUCUUAUUCGGCCUCAUCCAAGUGUACAUCAUCAUCCUAUCCAUGUAUCUCGUCAUCCGUGCUUUCAGCGGUGGCACACUGGCUUUCACAACAGACCAAGGCAUUGGUGAAUUCUUCAAAUCCUUCUUCAAUUCCGAAGGACCAGGAAUCAUCAUCAUUGCCCUCGCCGCAACCUUCGGUCUCUACUUUGUCGCCUCCUUCAUGUACCUCGAUCCCUGGCACAUGUUCACGUCCUUCCCCGCCUACCUCCUAAUUAUGUCUUCCUACAUCAACAUCUUGAUGGUCUACGCCUUCAGCAACUGGCACGACGUUUCCUGGGGAACAAAAGGCGCCGACAAAGCCGACGCACUCCCUUCUGCACAGACGCAAAAGGAAGAUGACGGCAAAGCCGCUGUGAUUGAGGAGAUUGACAAGCCGCAGGCAGAUAUUGAUAGCCAGUUUGAGAGCACUGUGAAGCGCGCGCUGACGCCCUAUGUGGAGCCGAAGGUGAAGGAGGGCAAGUCUCUAGAUGAUUCGUAUAAGAGUUUCCGGACACGGUUGGUAACCUCGUGGCUGUUCUCGAAUGGGAUUCUUGCAGUCGCUAUCACGAGUGAGGAUGUUAAUAAGUUUGGAUUUACGUCCCGAGCAACCAACCGAACCACACAUUUCUUCCAGGCUCUCCUGUGGGCAACCGCAGCGCUGUCUCUAGUCCGCUUCAUCGGCGCUUGUUGGUUCCUUGGCCGGACGGGUAUUAUGUGCUGCUUUGCGAGACGGUAGUUUUAUUUGUCUUACCUUUUUUUUUUUUUUUUUUUUUUUUUUUUUUUUUUUGGCGGGGUAUCAUGGAUUGUUUUUUUCUUUGCUUAUCUUUUCGGCGGCACGAAACCUAGAGAGAGCCAAGGAGAGAGAAAGGGGAAACGACAAAAUGAAAAGCGAAGAAAGAAACUGGUAGCUGGCAUCUGGCAGCUGGCCACAUCCCCCCUGAUUUUUUACGAACAUGCCCUUUUGGUUUUAUUUUCUCCUUCGAUUUUCCCAUAUUACUUUCCCUGUGUCGUUUUCCUCAUGUUUCGUUGAUGGCAAGAUGUAUUUUCCCUUUCUUUCCCUUUCUUUCCCCUUUUUGUUGCGUGCUGACCGAUUUGCGUGAGAGUCUCUGGAAUGUGAUGUCUGUUGUCCCUCUCUAUUCCCCCCAACUCUGCUGCUGCUGCUGCUGCCGUUGUUGUUUUCGUCGUCGAUCUUAACGUCUAGCUCCGUCCUAACUUUUGUUGUAAAUGUAUUAAAUCCUAGAUGACGGCUGAUUUUUUUCUAUCAUUCUUUUUCUUGUCCCUUGGUCUCCCCUACUUCUCUUUCCUUUUCCUUAUUUGCAAAUGCGUGAUUGGUUGGCUCGCUUGCUUUCUGUUGUUACUGUGGCUCUUUUUAACGCGUUCAUGAUGAUCUGAUUGAAUAAUAAGGACACAACGCUGCGUACAGGAUAUAGGUACUGUUGCAAGCUAAACAAUAAUAGUUUUCCUACUUCAUGCAAGCCCCGUGUCUUCGUUAUUUGUCGUAACUUUUUAUGUCUGUUGCUCUCCUCUUCUUUUCCAUCUUACCUGCCCCGAUUUAAUCCUUGGUCUUAGACCCCUUAGCUUUUACAAAGAAAAGGUUCAUUUCAAUGCUGCCUUAUGAUGUUUUAAUUUUCACUUUCUGUUCCCCGCCAUGGUGCUUGAUAUGUCUGCAGCAAAGAAUAUGUAUACCCACAUUGAAGUGCUCGGGAGCCUGCAUUACAGCCCUUUAUUUCAAGAAAGAGACAAACCACUUUUGCAACGGUUAAGAAACUGUCAAUUUCUGCUGCCUAUAUCAAAAACCAAUCUGCACAGCCGCCGCUGUUCUAUCCACCACGACAGCCUAUGAUUUCCACCCCUCCAAGCACCCCAAGCACCCCAAGCAACCCUAUAACCAGCCCACUUCCAGGCGCCGCCGCU
Molecule: messenger RNA, 4446 nt
Organism: Blastomyces dermatitidis ER-3
Lineage: Eukaryota; Fungi; Ascomycota; Eurotiomycetes; Onygenales; Ajellomycetaceae
Product: chitin synthase G
Exons: 7
Coding region: 551-3268 (905 amino acids)
Cellular component (GO): cell septum; cell periphery
Molecular function (GO): chitin synthase activity
Source: RefSeq, a predicted model, not a curated record